Messenger RNA from Conger conger (European conger), 2055 nucleotides. It is a transcript of the gene phox2ba, whose product is annotated as paired like homeobox 2Ba. Gene Ontology annotation, molecular function: DNA-binding transcription factor activity, RNA polymerase II-specific; RNA polymerase II transcription regulatory region sequence-specific DNA binding. Bases 180 to 1034 code for a protein of 284 amino acids. NCBI's taxonomy places the organism in Eukaryota, Metazoa, Chordata, Actinopteri, Anguilliformes, Congridae. The record is from RefSeq and is a predicted model, not a curated record. Gene Ontology annotation, biological process: regulation of transcription by RNA polymerase II. The transcript has 3 exons.
CUCCGAGCAGAGCGCAUCUACCCACAGUCAAGCCGCCUUCAAACAAAAAAAAAGGAAAAAAUUACAACUGUUAUUGCUCCCCAACAAUUUUAACGUUCAUUUAAAUCCUGCUGUUUUUAAUCCACAUUGAAAUAGAUAUAUAUUUUGAAACUGCUUUUUAAUCCACUGAGCCUUUUCAAAUGUAUAAAAUGGAAUAUUCUUACCUCAAUUCCUCCGCCUACGAGUCAUGUAUGGCCGGGAUGGACACUUCGAGCCUGGCAUCAGCCUAUGCGGACUUCAGCUCCUGUAGCCAGGCCGGCGGGUUCCAAUACAACCCGAUUCGAACCACGUUCGGAGCCUCCUCCGGCUGUCCCUCCCUCACCGCGGGAUCCUGCAGCCUCGGCACGCUGCGGGACCACCAGAGCAGCCCGUACGCCGCAGUGCCCUACAAGUUGUUCACGGAUCACGGCGGUUUGAACGAGAAGCGGAAGCAGCGGCGCAUUCGGACUACGUUCACGAGCGCGCAACUGAAGGAGUUGGAGCGAGUAUUCGCGGAGACGCACUAUCCCGACAUCUACACGCGCGAGGAGCUGGCGCUGAAGAUCGACCUCACCGAGGCGCGCGUGCAGGUGUGGUUCCAGAACAGGCGCGCAAAAUUUCGCAAGCAAGAGCGCGCGGCAGCCGCUGCAGCCGCAGCCGCCAAAAACGGAUCUUCCGGGAAGAAGUCGGACGCUCGGGAGGAUGAAAGCAAAGAACCGAAAGUUACUGACCCAGACAGUACGGGAGGCCCGGGUCCCAACCCAAACCCCAGCUGUGGUGGACCUAGUCCGACUGGAGGACAGGGCAACCCCGGAGCCAACGGGCCAGUGGAACAGGUGAAGACGUCGACACCGGGCGGUCUGGGAGGCACCACACCGAACCAGGGAUGGGCCUCGGCUCCCGGAACCAUCACGUCCAUCCCGGACUCAUUAGGAGGACCGUUCGCGAGCGUGCUGUCUUCAUUGCAGAGACAGAACGGAGCCAAAGCCACUUUAGUAAAGACCAGCAUGUUCUGAAGCGCGAGGAGAGAUGCUUGAAACAUCGAAAUAAUUUAAAAACGAACACUUAAAACUGGCGACUGUACUGCCCAGAGUAAAACGAGAGGGAUUUAAAAAAAUACACUCGAAGUCCGAAGCAGAGGGUGGAAGAGAGAACAUUAUUGGUCGCCAAAUCGAUGUGGAUCCCUCUGACCACCUUUGAUGUUACAUUUCUCCAUCAGGAUCCGGGCAGCACAGGAAAUGAGUAUUGAACAUUUGAUUGUUUUUACCCAUCGGCCUCGUUAUGAUACAUUACGGUGGUUUUGAUCAGCACUUGCGUCAUUCCAUGAAGGAAACAAUCUGCCACCGUGUAUGUUUGGCGAUAGGCUAGCUCUUUCCCCGGUAUAAAACUAUAAUACUGUACUAAACCUUUUCCAAGCCAGAGCAUACAUUAUUUCAUCGAUAGCCUAUUUUUGUUUGCCUAAGAUGAUUAAGCCCCAUGGCUGGUAAUCGCCAUGUACACCGUUUCAAUUUAUGGAUGAAAAAAUAUUUGUUUUUAUUUCACUUACAAUUGUCGCGACAAAUUUAGUUCAUAUAUAUUUUCGACCAAAGGCACAAACUACAAAUUUCAAUGUUAACAAGAAUAAUUCAGAACAUUGUGUGAGUUUCUACGGCUGUGUUUGUGUGGCUCAAUUGUAUAGUGUUAAUACAAGUGUAAAAUUGUCUUCUAUAGUUCUAUAGUUAUGUUUACCCUUGUACUUUAUUGAGGCUUUUUGACGUUUUACAAGGUCACCACGGGUUUAUUUCUUUCGUUUUCAAAGGAAGUGUUCCAACAUUGUAUUUAUUAAAAUCUGAUUUGCAUGUUGUCCUUUUCAGUCCAAUUUUAUGAUUAUCCAUUUCCCUUUUUGUGAGCAUAAUAUUGCAGGUUUUGUUCAGGAUUUGAAAGCUAUUUAUAUGUAGGUAUAACGGAUACUUAUAUUUAAGAGGGAAAUAUUUCUACAUGUGCAUAGUUUUCCAGGAGUGUACCAUUGACUUGGUUGUUAAUAAAAUGAUGAGAAAA